Messenger RNA from Anas platyrhynchos (mallard), 4437 nucleotides. RefSeq names its product olfactory receptor 52B2. Lineage: Eukaryota; Metazoa; Chordata; Aves; Anseriformes; Anatidae. Gene Ontology annotation, cellular component: plasma membrane. Gene Ontology annotation, molecular function: olfactory receptor activity; G protein-coupled receptor activity. Gene Ontology annotation, biological process: G protein-coupled receptor signaling pathway. The record is from RefSeq and is a predicted model, not a curated record.
GGCACGGGGCAUGGGAAGCAGAGCUCAGAGCCUAUUUUGGGAGGUUUCACCAGCACAACAAGACGGUGGCUGCUCCAUGGGGGACACAACAUGACCUGGGCACCAGCGCCCUGGCUGCAGGCACGCAGCCAGCUCUGCUGUCAGCCUGCAACACAGCCUGUGCCUGGGCAGGGAGAGCAUGGAAACACUCACAAUGCAAAUGACGGAGAAGCAGGAAAUGUUUUGACUCACCUCAAGAGCGUUACCUGUGGUUAAUCUUUAAUGCACUUGCAGUUUAAAUGCCCACAAGCUGCCAGGCUGAUGCUCCUGCUGUGGCUCAGGAUGGGGAAGGUCCCUGCUGCCCCGUACCUGUUGGGGCUGAGCUCCCCAGUUGUGCUGGGGCUGCUGGGGUGAGUCGCUUUGUGCUCACAUCGGCACCUGGGGCACCGCAUCCCUGUUUGGCAAGAACCAGAGGCAGUGAAUUGGCAGAUAGCAGAAUCAUACUGACAGUGGGCACAGCAGCACCAUGUAUGAGCUCAACGAAAGCAGCUUUGAUCCCAUCACCUUCGUCCUGACAGGCAUCCCAGGCAUGGAGGAGUCCCACAUCUGGAUCUCUGUCCCCUUCUGUCUGAUGUACAUCACUGCAGUGUUCAGCAACUCCGUCCUCCUCUUCGUCAUCAUCACGGAGAGGAGCCUCCACGAGCCCAUGUACCUAUUCCUCGCGAUGCUGGCUGUUUCUGACCUCAUGCUUUCGACCACGACAGUGCCCAAGAUGCUGGCAAUCUUCUGGUUCAGUGCCAGAGAAAUUUCAUUCGAUGCCUGCAUUACCCAGAUGUUCUUCACCCACUUCAGCUUCAUUGUGGAGUCGUCUGUCCUGCUGGCCAUGGCAUUCGACCGCUACGUUGCUGUGUGCGACCCGCUGCGGUACUCGUCCACGUUAACGCCCUCAGUGAUUGGGAAGAUAGCGGUGACUGCCGUGGUCCGGGGCUUCUGCAUCAUGUUCCCACCCAUCUUCCUGCUGAAGCGGCUGCCCUACUGCGGGCACAACAUCAUGCCCCACACCUACUGCGAGCACAUGGGCAUCGCCCGCCUGGCCUGCGCCGAUAUAAGAGCCAACGUCUGGUACGGGCUGACGACGGCGCUUCUGUCCUCCGGCCUGGAUGUCGUGCUCAUCGCUGUCUCGUACGUGCUCAUCCUCAGGGCUAUUUUCCGUCUACCCUCCCCAGAGGCCCGUCUCAAAACCCUGAGCACCUGCGGCUCCCACCUCUGCGUGAUCCUCAUGUUCUACAUGCCCGCCUUCUUCUCCUUCCUCACGCACCGCUUCGGCCACCACAUCCCGGGGCACGUCCACAUCCUCCUGGCCAACCUCUACGUGGUGGUCCCACCGAUGCUCAACCCCAUCGUGUACGGGGUGAGGACGCGGCCGAUCCGGGAGCGCGUGGUCCGCCUCCUCUGCCCCGCCGGGCAGUGCCCCUGCCCCUGCCCCAGCCGGGGGGGCCUCUGCUGAGCAUGGCAGAGGGAAGGGGGGCGCAGGAUGGGGCCUGGGCUGCAGGGCCAGGAGCGGCUGCUCUUCUCACCCUGGAGGAACAGACUUGCCUAAGAGGUUCUGGAGAAGCGGAGGGUGAUGGGGUUUCUGGAAACACGAGCUUGGCUCAUCAGGCUGUCCAUUGCUAUUGGUUUCUCCUAAAGAAGCUGUCCCUGAGUGCUUCAUCUGGCAGAGACUGGGGCAAACAGGUCAGGCGAGGAGCAUCAAGACUCGUGCUUGCUCAUUUACCGUUGCCUUGUUUUGUUUGCUGUCCUACAGCCUCAUUUCUGUUUGCUCCUUCACUUGUUAGUGCCUACACCGUGAGCACCUCGCUGCUCAUCAGAGCGGAGCCUGGGAAGCCACCCAGCACAGGGUGGUCACAGCGCUGCUUGCCGUGGCGGAUAACGAUCUGCCCUCCUGUCCUCACAGGCACAGCUUGGGACUCCACAGAGGGACUCCAGGACCUCCCACUGCUGAACGUGUUUACACGCUGAGAGCCCUGAGAGGUCUGGAUGGGCUCUAUUGUGUUUAAAGGAAACAUCCAUUAAACCAUAACGUCCAAAACUGGAUUCAAGGCUCUAGUAUGGACUGCAGAGAGACAGUGGUUUCCCACACCCCACACAUCCCAUAGGAGCAUUUCUCUCUUUACAAAAACAUUGCACUGUGCAGAGCCCGGAGUGAGGUACAGCACACUUCGAGAUCCUUUCCUGCCCGUCCUGCAGUCUGAGGACCCACCACGUUGUUGCUGUAUGUUCAAUUUAUCCUUGAACACCAAAAGAGCUUUGCUGAACUUUUUGUUGUUCCUCUCAUUGGUGUGUGUACCAGUUGUGUCAAUAAUGCCUUGCUACCCAAGGUCUACCUAAGGCUGUCAGUAAUACCUUGUUUUACCUGAAGCCAGUGGCGAUCUGCCUUGAUGCAAAGACACAGAGUGAGCACCGGAUCUUGCUGGAGGAGCAGCAGGGCAGUUCUGUACACCUGUCUACAAUCAGAGUGUAAUCUCAGUUAUCAGUCUGAUCAGCAAGGAGAGCCCUUUUCCUUACCUCUUCCUUCCUCAGCAAAGACAAUGCAGGCUUUCAGGGCAAACUCAUCCGCUGCUUCCCCUGCGGUGAAUCUCAUGUGGCAGCAUCAGAGGAGAAGCUCUCGUCCCUGGUGCAGUGAGCAUGGGCACUGCUGAAGGUCCCAUGGGCAGAAGGGAGAGGAGGCAGCACGGCAGACCCUGGGGGGAAGCUUGCUGGAAAUUCAGGUCUCCUGCUGAAAGGUCAGCGUGCUCUGCACCGCUUUCAGGGUGGGCUUUUGUCGUGUCGUGAUGAAGUGCAGGACCAUGGUGACUCCGACAGCAGCAGCCACAGUCCAGCCAGGAUGGGACAGCCUCUGUGUCAGCCUCAUGGCAGGGCCCUGGUGGCCAUGCUGGCUCAGCCGUUAAAUGCCAAAACUGCCGUAACGCAUUAGCAUCGCUGGGGUGAGGAGGAGGAGGAGGAGGAGGGGAUGUACCAGAGCUUGGAGACCUUUCCUUCAUGCUUUCCUUUGUGUUUUACCGGGUGGGAAGUUGAGAUAAACACUUGGUUCUCCUUUCCACAUUGCACCUAUUUUCUACUCCAUGUCUCGUACACAUCACUCAGAGGCAGUGGAGUCUGGACGCUUUUUAGUGCUGCUGUUGAGCUCAGGGGCUUCCUGAGUCUGGCCAGGGACAGCCUUCCCCAGCUGGGAAGCUGCCAAAGUCUUUUAAAUGCAGUAAUUGGGUAAUUCGGUAAUGUCUGAAGGCUCACGCUCUGCAGUCCGGCUCCCACAGCAGUGCCAGGAUCCAGCAUGCUCUGGCCCUGUGUCAGCUGUAGGACCUGAAGAAGUGUCUGGUGUACUCGUGUCAGAGGACCAGACCAUCCCACGUUCCUGCAGAACAUCCUUUUAUCCCUGACCAAAAGGGCAGUGGGCGCAUCCCAAGCCCACAGCCUGACCAUGCUGCAAAGCCACUCCAGACCUGGGGAAGCUGCCCCAGAGGUGGCCGCAUGCCUGGACGCUGGAGGCAUCUCUCUUGGAGAGCUCACCUUGUCUAUGUGCCCCACAAAAUCUUGUGCCCCACACAAGGGGCCAGGAGCCAGUGGCUGGGGCUGGCCUGGCACAAGCCAGCACCCAGGGCUGAGAGCAGGAGCAAGGAAGCUCUGCAGAACCCGGCUGGCUCAUGGCUGAAGGACGUAGAUGGCAGGGCUGCAGCCACCCAAACCCUGCUCUGCUCUGGGCAUCCCAGUAGCACUACUGGAGCUCCAAAAGAGAGGGAAAGAAUCACACUUUCAGAAUUUAAAACAAAAAAAAAGUGUUUUACUCUGUCAGCAUUAUUUUUUUUUGGGUAUUCUUUGAUUUCAUCAAGUUGGGGAACCCUGUGACAGGCAAAAUUGAUUUAAUCAAACUGGGGAACCCUGUGACAAGCACAAUGGAAAUGAAAGCGUUCACUAAGAGCUGUUUGCUCUCAGUGAUGAUAAUGGAGCUGGUUAAACAGCUGCUUGUAUUGCUGGGCUUUUUAAUGUCCUCAAAAUACAUCUGUGUCUCUCUCAGCAAAAAGAAAGAAUAUUUGCACAGAGCAGCCCACACGAUUUCUAAUAGGAGACAGAGCUGUCUCAAAGACAAUGUGUCAGGAGUGCAAACUGGCAUAGGCAGAACAUGAAUACAUUUGGGCUUAAAUGAGAUGCUUUAGGGUCUUUGGGGCAAUCGCAGGGGUUACAGCAGACUGGAGGCUGUGGUGAGGUGCUGGAAAGCUCAUGACAGCAAGAGACGUGUUUGCUGAAUCAAGGGUUUCCUCCAGCUCUGCUUUCCUACCUGGAAACAAGAACUGGUUGACAAAGCAACCCUCUGCUGCAGUUUUAUCCUGAAACUUUUCUAAGCAGCUCGAGUAGCAGUUGAUCUGCCACCCAAAUUUGUCAAUAUUAAAAGACAAUUCUGUA